CUGCGCAUGCGGGUUGGCGUCCCGGGAUUCCAAGCCCAGGCUGCGAGUUAGCUGGGCCAGGUUUGUUGAGUGAGCUUCUGCAGAGCUCGAGGGCGAACCUGCGUGCUUCUUCACCAACGCGGCCCUGGACUCAGCGGCCAGCACUUAGGCCCUUCUGGCACACAUCAUCAGAGACUCUUAAGGGUCUGGGCAUCGUAGUAACUGAUGUAGCGGCUGCGACCAGCACGCAAAUUUGUGGAGCAGGACACUUCAUUUCCCCAGUGGUGCAUCUAUCUGUUCGCAGGAUUGGCCUCCCCAGCCUAGGUGGGAAACAGAGCAUUCAGUUAGGCAAGGGGUCUUCCCUGUCGAGGCUCCGGAAGCAGCAGCAGCGACCGGGUCACCCCUGCAGCUAGCUCUGUAGAGGCUCAGUCCUCCCUCCCAGUCGUUGCCUGAUCACACUCCUGGACUGCAGUCCCACAAUGAGUGACAGCUAUCUAGAACAAAGGUUUGGUAUCAAUUUUUUCGUGAGGUUGAACAAGAUUGCAGAGUAUGAAAAAGUCGUGUCCAGGGCCAGAGUGUUUGACUGUCAAAAAAAAAAAAAAAGAAAAGAAAAAAGGUUUAAAGAAGGGCGGGAAACUGUUCAGGGAGAUGUCAGAUGCUGUCAGCCUAGACAGAUGCAAAUACCCAACAGGCAGCUAGCGAUGAGGAUGCUGGUAGAAGAGUUACAUUUAGAUAAGGAGACCGUGAAAGGAAGUGAGUUCAGGGAAUUUGAAGGAGUUUAGACUGAAAGUUUUGACUUUGGGGCUGAUCUUUCCAAGGCUGCUAGGAGGAAUAGCUUGUGUGUGCAGAAGAAGGCACCAGGUUCAGAGACAUGGAGUCGGCUGCAAUGUGAAGCUUCUGGGGACAUGGCUCUGCCCAGACCCCACCUCAGAACCCAUCCUCCUGCCUGCCCUCUUAUGUGGGCUUCUUCUGCACCAGUCUGCCCCCCCCCCCCAGGAUUGCCCAGGAUAUCUGCCCUCCCUGGUGAAGCCUCAUUGUUGUGCAGCUGCGAAUGGCUGCUGUUGUCAUCUUCCCUGCUGUCCUCUGCAACUUUGAAGAACACUUGACACUGUGGACUUCUGCUAACUGCUUGUUGUUGAUUUCUUUCAUAAAAAAUUGGAGUUGCUUCCUUAGUUUGUUGUGGCCAACCUAUUCUCUUCCCAGACACUGCCUCAGGGGACCGUGACCAGUGAGAGAUGGGGACUGAAUUUCCUGCAGUCCAUACUCUUCUGGGAGAACCCAGAAAGGUGGACUGCAGUUCCAAGCCUGAUCCUCAGUCAGGGCCUGAAGUGUGUGGAAUGGAGGGCACUGUCGUGCUGACUCCAGCAAAGUUAAGGGUAGGUUUCCAACAAAGAGGACUCAGUGGAACCUGGGGAUUUGUCCUGGAAACUGAAGCCUACCUUUCUUAGAAGCACUGUUUUUAUUUAUCAAACACACUACCAUGUGGAAUUGGCAUGCAGGUGCAGACUCUGCACUAAGUCAGGUGUAGAGUGUCCUCUCAUCAGCUUCCCUCAUAUCACAAUCUUGAGACCUGGACCCAUAGGCUGGAGGACCAAAGGGGAUAUCCAAUGGGUGGGGGGGAGUAGGGGGGAGCAAAGCACAGGUAGUGUGUUUUCAGUAUCUUUUUUUUUAACUUUUUACAAGAAUAUUGUUUAUUUAUUUUGGGUAGUGACAGAAAUAUCGAGUAGGAAAGGGAGAUAGAGAGGGAGUGAGAGAAACACCUGCAGCACUGCUUCACCACUUGUGAAGCUUUCCCCAAUAGGUGGUGUCUGGGGGCAUGAACCAGGGUCCUUGAGUAUGUAAUGUGUAUGUUUAACCAGGCACACCACCACCCGGCCCCCUGUUUUCAUUAUCUAAUGCCAACAUGGUCAGGUGUUUUGGUUUUUGUUUGUUUGUUUUUGGAGCAUCUACAGUUUUUUAAAAAAUAAUUUGUUGUUUUUUAAAUUAUUUAUUUAUUAUUGGAUAGAGAGAGAGAGAAAUUGAGAAGCAAGAGGGAGAUAGAGAAGGAAAGAGACAGAGAUACCUCCACUAUUAUUUCAAAUUCUUUUACCUCUUCCUGCCUCUCUGCCAGGAUUUGUGUUUGUUUGUUUGAUUUUUUUUUUUUUUUACCAGAACACUGAUCAGCUCUGGCUUAUGGUGGUGGGGUGGAUGAGUGGGAGAUAGAAUUUGGGACUGCGGAGCCUCAGGCAUGAGAGUCUCUUUGCACAACCAUUAUGCUCUCUCCCCCUCCAAUUGCCAGGGUUUAUGGAAUGCACCUUUUCCCAAGUGGAUUCCAAAUAAUGCCAGAGACUAGAAACAUCUCAGAUUUCCUUGUAGAAGUGUCAGAGAGUGAGGCUGAGGGAUAGAUAGUAAGAGCAUUUUCCAGGAUUGGCCAGUAUCUGUGACUUGCCAAAAAAACUUGUUAUACAUAACAGCUUCAAGCCCCCGGCUCCCCACCUGAAGGGGGUCGCUUCACAGGCAGUGAAGUAGGUCUGCCUGUGUCUGUCUUUCUCUCCCCCCCCAUAUUCCCCUCCUCUUUCCAUUUCUCUCUGUCCUAUCCAACAACAAUGACAUCAAUAAUAACUACAAUAAUAAAACAACAAGGACAACAAAAGGGAAUAAAUAAAUGAAAAAUAAACUGUUGGUUGCCAGUAGAUACCAACUCUCAUUUAUUCAACCCAAUUGCUUUUACUUCUUUUCUUUCACAAUACACUCCUUCAAAAAUAUGACAAAUUCCCUCCUAGAGGCUAGGAAUCUAUACCUUAUCCCAUGAAUAUGAGGAGGUACUGUGCAGUGGGCUGCGGGAGGUGAUUGAACACAUGCCUUGCAUGCAUGACACUCUUGGUUCCAUCUCCAGCACCACAUAAAAAAAAAAGACAAAAAGCAAAUAGAACACUGAAUAUGGCCACAUGCUGGUUAUGCAAAGAGACUUUCAUGCCUGAGGCUCCAGGGUCCCAGAUUCAAUCCCUGGUAUCUCCAUAAGCCAGAAGUGAGCAGGAUUCUGGUGUCUCUCCCUCUUUAUGUAUCUCUCUCAUUAAAACAAUAAAUACAAUGUUUUUUAAAAAUGGCCACAGUGGUGUUCUAGUGUCUCACACAUACACAAUCAGUCAUGCAUUGUGCAAGAAAAAGCUUAAACCACACAAGAGUUCAUAAAUUUCUACCUACUUUGCAAUUCUUAGACACUCCAUUUUUUGGCCCUUUAUGUCUUUCUUUCUACAUUAGAUGGGGUCCUGGGUUCUCCUUAUUAGCACUUCUGUACAAGCCCACUCACUUCUGGA
This is a messenger RNA of Erinaceus europaeus (western European hedgehog), 3275 nucleotides long. It is a transcript of the gene GVQW3, whose product is annotated as GVQW motif containing 3. The record is from RefSeq and is a predicted model, not a curated record. Lineage: Eukaryota; Metazoa; Chordata; Mammalia; Eulipotyphla; Erinaceidae.